GCUCCAUUAGAAAUGAUUUGGUUGAUCUCGUUGCUGAGGAUCAACCCCUUGUUUUAAAUUAAGAUGAAAGAAAUAGGUUGUUUCCCAGGGUCAUACUAUAAGUAUUUUGAGAGAAGUUUUGAAAUUAGAUCUUUCUGACUUUGAUCCCAUUAUUUCUACAUUUACAUACAUAUGGCCUCCUUUUGAAUUGUUUUUAAUUAGAAAUUAAUAAGAUUUUGUGAUGUUAGUACUAUACAUUCUUAAUAGAAUUCAGAAGAGUUUGAAAUAAGUUUCCUAGGCUUAAAGGCAUAAAUAGAAGUAGAAUUUGUCUCCUUGCCAUAAAUUUAAUAUUUUCAACAAUGCCAUACUCCUGUUAAUGGUAAAAUGCUGAGAAAGAUAGGAAAAUUCAGUGAAUGGUACCUCUGAAACAAAAAAUGAACACAAUAUCUAGUGAGCAAUAGUUAACUUAUUUAUUAUGCAUUAUGGACAGAUUAAGCAGAAAGAGGCCUGAAGAAAGGCUACUAGAUUUGCUGAUAAGAAGGCUAUUGGUAACUUUUGACCUAGAGUAAUGGUUAGGAAAAAGCCAGACCUCAAGGGGAAUCCAAACAUUCAAUGAGUUUCUAAAGAGUUUUAAUAAAUGAAGAAUAGUAAAAAUGGAAUGAUGCCUGGAUGGAUUAGAAAGUAUAAAAGAAAAAAGCUUUUUGUUACUUUUUAUUCUAAUCAGGGAGGAGAUAUUGUUAUGUGGGAAAGACUUAGAAAAUGAGAUUGAAGAUAAACAUUAUCAGAGAGUAGGAGGUGAUUGCUAUAGCAGGAUCUUAGAGGAGGCCAGAGGAAAUAGGAUCAAGAGCACAUUUACUAGGAUUAUUUGGAGUAAGAUAUUUGUCAACCAUUUCUUCUGCAGUCUGAAGGACAGAAGAAUAAAGGAAGGCUGAGAUGUUUAGAGGAAUGGAAGAAGGGGAAGUAAGGGAGUUCCAUUUGGAGAGUAUGAAUCUUCUCAAUCAAGUAGGAUGCUCUGUAGAUAAGAAUUAGGAGAAUAAAGUAGAAAAUGGAAACUCUCACCAAGGUAGUAGUGGACUCUCUGAAAGUUUGAUUGGACCAAGGAGAAUGAGACAUUGAUGAAUUAUUAGAAUAAAAUUUAAAGAUCAGAAAAACAUAUUAGAAAAAGCUACAAGCUAACCAUUAUCAAAACAACGACCUAGAAAAUAGAUUAAGGAGAAAUAACUUAAUAGUCAGGCUUCUAGAAAUCCAUAACCAAGUUUCCUAUCACCAUAUGCCAUAUUUCAAAAACUGUAUUCAAAAGAAUACCCAGACAACGAACUAGUGGGCCUAGUGAAAAUAGAAGCAAUCCAUCAAUCACUUACUGAAAGAAAUCCCCAGUGAUGUCAUACCCAAAAUUCAGACAUUGCAAGGCAGUGGGGAAAAGUACUGCAAAUAUCCAGAAAGAGUUUAAUAGUUAAGAAUCAGUCAGGACACAUAAUUCUUGGCAGUUCUUGCUGUAAAGGUGCCAUUUCAAAAGAUAAAGGAUUGUGACCAAAAAUAACUUGGCUUCCAUAACCAAAUAUAAUUAUGGUAGAGGAAAGAGUGAGGAAUAGAUCUUUCAUGGAAUAAUAGGUUGUUAAAGAUUCUGUAUUAAAAUACCAAAACUGAGUAGAUAUUUAGAAAUGACAACAUUCUAACAGAAAUCUAAAAAAAGCAAAUACAUUUGAGUAGUAGGAAGGGGAUAAGUAAUGUUAAGUGUUCACAUUCUAAUAGUUAAAGGACAAGGAUUCCUUCAGAAUCCUAAUGAUUUUUUUUCUUUUUUUUUUUUAAGUUUAUUUCCAUAUUAGCUGUAUUACCUACCUUUCAACCCUUCCUCGCCCCCCAAAACCCACAAGCAAAUACAAUCAAGAAACAUGAAGUGAAAGAAGUUGCUUUAAUCUGACUUAGUCUAUGAGUUCUCUCUUUGGAGACUCCAUUUACUUUUGGCUUGGGUCAGAGAGCACCAUAUACAACUGGAGAGCAUUGUCUUCUUUGUAGAAGUGAGCGGAAAGAUUCCUCACUUUCAGAGAGUGGGAUUAAAAAUUCUAGCAAAAUGGCACUUUCUACAUCUCCUAAAGCAAAUAGUAUGCUGCAUCUUCCACUUUGGGUAUGUCCAGACUGUCGAAGAACAGUUGAGAAAGAAGAGAGGCAUGCUACCUUGGAACAAUCUCUUAUGAACCAAGAUUUCCUUUUGCACACCCCUCUUGGAAAUAGUGGAUCACAGCAAGAAUCCGUGGGAGGAGGGAGAAUCACUGUUGGAGCACAGACGGUACCCUCUGCAGAUCUCAAUAAUUCCACACCUUCAGAUAUGGGGUGUAAUUGUGAGGCAUGUAAUGAAAGAAGAGAAAUUUCAGCAGAGACUGAACGAGAAUCCCAGCAACUUCAGAAUUACUGGUCAGAAGUACGAUAUAUGGUCCGAUGUAUAUAUCGUCAAGCUGGGACCCCUUUGGCAGAUGAUCAAGACCAAUCUCUAGUUCCUGAUAAAGAGGGCAUGAAAGAGCUUGUGGAUAGGCUUUGUGAAAGAGAUCCAUAUCAACUAUAUCAGCGAUUGGAACAACAAGCAAGAGAAUAUGUCCUAGAAAUGAAAGUUCGACUCCUCAGACAUUUAUCUCUGGGAUCUAAAGUUAAAGCAACAUCAACAAUACAAGGCCCACCACAGGCACAUCAAUUCACCUCACUUCUGCUUGAGGAAUAUAGUGCACUCUGUCAAGCAGCACGCACAAUCAGCUCCUUCCUUGUCACUCUGGAGAAUGAGCAUUUGAAAAAAUUCCAGGUGACAUGGGAACUGCACAAUAAGCACCUGUUUGAAAAUUUGGUCUUUUCUGAACCACUUCUACAGAACAGCUUGCCGACACUGCUUUCACAGCUCAGGCUUGGAAUAACUUCACAUGAUUCCUGUAGUGAAGAUAUGUACAGUACCUUAUUACAAAGGUAUCAGCACUUAGAAGAAGAGAUGGGUCAAGUUGCCGAAGAAUGGCUUGAAUGUCAAAAAAGAAUAGAUGACUAUGUAGAUGAACAGAUGGCAAUGAAAACCAAACAGCGCAUGUUAAAAGAAGACUGGGAAUUUUUUAAACAAAGACGGUUUAUUGAAGAACAGCUAAAUAAUAAGAAAGCACUAGCAGGAGAGAACAAUUUCACAGAUACAAUGAGGCAUAUGUUGUCAUCACGUCUGAGCAUGCCUGAUUGUCCCAACUGUAAUUACAGGAGAAGAUGUACUUGUGAUGACUGCAGCCUUUCACAUAUUCUUACAUGUGGCAUCAUGGAUUCACCAAUCACUGAUGACAUCCACAUUAACCAACUACCACUACAAGUUGAUUCUACUCCUGACUAUCUUUCUGAGAUGCGUCCACCUAGUAUGUCAUCAGCAAGCUCAGGGUCAGGUUCCAGCUCUCCUAUUACAAUUCAGCAACAUCCCAGACUCAUCCUCACAGACAAUGGCUCUGCCCCAAAUUUUGGUAGUGAUGAUGAAGAUGUUGCACCUUUAUCAGCUAAAUUUGCUGAUAUUUAUCCAUUGAAUAACUAUGAUGACACAGAAGUUGUGGCAAACAUGAAUGGAAUCCAUAGUGAACUAAAUGGUGGAGGUGAAAACAUGGCAUUGAAAGAUGAGUCUCCUCAGGUAAGCAGCACUAGUAGUAGUUCUUCAGAAGCUGAUGAUGAAGAAGCAGAUGGAGAGAGCAGUGGGGAACCCCCAGGAACUCAAAAGGAAGAAAUAACUCUAGGAAAAAGAAGUCCCAGAAAAGAUGAAGCUAAAGUGGAUAGUCCACCACCAUCUUAUCCAAGUCAACAGGCUGACCCAAGUCUAAAUACUUGUGAAUGCCAUGUCUGUAAACAAGAAGCUUCUGGUCUGACAGCAUCAGCACUGGCAGCUGGACGUCUUCCUGCUGGUCACCAGUUUAUGAACCCAGAAAAACCUGCACAUCCUGCACUUCAUCUUUACCCCCAUAUUCAUGGACAUUUACCUUUACAUACUAUUCCACAUCUGCCUCGUCCUCUUAUUCACCCUACUUUGUAUACAGCAUCCCCUUUUACACACAGUAAGGCUUUACCACCAGCACCUGUUCAGAAUCAUACAAAUAAACAUCAGGUAUUCAAUGCAUCUCUUCAAGACCAUAUUUAUCCAAGCUGUUUUGGGAGUACUCCAGACUGGAAUAGUUCUAAAUUCAUAAGUCUUUGGGGAUCAGAAAUGAUGAACGAUAAGAACUGGAAUCCUGCCACUUUUUUGCCAGACACAAUUUCUGGUAGUGACAUUUUAGGACCAACACUCUCAGAAAUAAGACCUGAAGCACUUCCUACCACAUCUGGCAAUGAAACAACUCCAGUUUCUGAUAAUAAAGAGAAAAAAAAUGCUGCAAAAAAGAAAUGUCUCUACAAUUUCCAAGAUGCUUUUAUGGAAGCUAAUAAAGUUGUCAUGGCAACAUCCUCAGCUACUUCCUCUGUCUCAUGCACUGCCACCACAGUGCAGUCCAGCAGCAAUCAAUUUAAAGUGUCAUCUAAGAGACCUUCAUCAAUAGGUGAAGUAUUUCACAAUAUCAGUAAAGAGGAUCAUAGACAUUCUGCGCCAGUUGCACCAAGAAAUAGCCCUACUGGUUUAGCGUCUCUUCCUUCUCUUUCACCUGCUGCACUUUCACCAGCCUCCACACCCCAUCUUGCAAAUCUCACUGCCCCAUCCUUUCCAAAAACUGCUGCCACAGCUCCUGGAUUUGUGGAUCCACAUUCAGGGCUUUGUCCUACCACCUUAGCACCACCUACAUCUACUACCGACAGCUCAGUUAGUGCUCCACCAAGCAUCUGCAGUGACCCUGAUUGUGAAGGGCAUCGCUGUGAAAACAGCAGUGCAUAUGACCACCAGCAGUAUGAUGGAGAAGAAAGCCAGGAUGAAGAUAGCUGUUCUGAGCACAGUUCUAGUACCUCAACAUCCACAAACCAGAAAGAAGGAAAAUACUGUGACUGUUGUUACUGUGAGUUCUUCGGACAUGGCGGUCCACCAGCUGCACCAACAAGUAGAAAUUAUGCAGAAAUGAGGGAAAAGCUCCGUUUACGCUUAACGAAGAGGAAAGAAGAGCAGCCAAAAAAAACUGACCAAAUCUCUGAAAGAGAGAGUGUUGUUGAUCAUCGAAAGGUAGAAGACUUGUUACAGUUUAUAAACAGUUCAGAGACCAAACCAGUAAGCAGUACUCGGGCUGCCAAACGAGCAAGACAUAAGCAAAGAAAGCUAGAAGAAAAAGCUCGUCUUGAAGCAGAAGCUAGGGAGAGAGAACAUCACCAGCUCCUUGAGGAACAGAGGCGGCGGGAGGAAGAGGAGGAAGAAAGACUCAAAGAGGAAUUCCAGAGACUUCAAGAGCUCCAACAGAUACGAGCUAUAAAGAAAAAGAAAAAAGAUAGAACAAAUAAAGACUAUCCAAAGUUGGACAUGCUGUCUAGAAAUUUUCAGUCAGCAAAAGAAUCAGUACCAAGUUCUGAAGAGAUACGGAAUGGCACACUGGAGCAGUCUGAGAAAACAGAAACUUCCUCGAGUUCCCCUUCCAGGCAUGUUAAUCAUUUGGAACAGAGGCCAGGGCCUGAGACAGUCUGCGGACUGUCUAAUCCAGGCAACUCAAGAGACUCCAAACUCCUUUUCCAAAAAGAGCUUGGCGUGAAGCAGCAUGAGCCACUGUCUUUUCUCUUUGACAUAAUGCACCACCACAAAGAGGGGAGCAGCAAAACAAAGCUCAAGCCUGUCAGUAAGACAGCUGAAUCUCCCAAAGUGCCUGAGAGCCAGCCCAGGCCCAGGAAUCACACAGACCCCAAAGGGAAGGCGGCAGAACUCACCUCCUCUGCUGAGCAGAGAAAAGAGGAGAAGAAAGUCAACAGUAACAACAACAACAGAAAGCAACUGAAUCAUGUCAAAGAAGAAAAAUCGCUGCCAAUCCUGAUUGAAUCCCCUUCUCCAAAUGAGCAGCCCCCAAACAGCAAAUUAGUACUGGCAGAUUCUCCACAGCCGAAAGGCAAGAACAAGAAAAAUAAGAAGAAAAAAGGAGACAAAGUCAACAAUUCAAUUGAUGACGUCUUUCUUCCCAAAGAUAUUGAUCUAGACAGUGUGGAUAUGGAUGAAACUGAGAGGGAAGUGGAGUAUUUUAAAAGGUUCUGCUUGGAUUCUGCAAGACAGACAAGGCAGAGACUUUCCAUCAACUGGUCCAAUUUUAGUUUGAAAAAAACGACCUUUGCUGCCCACUGAAUGGAGACAGUCUCAGGAGGAAGCCCUGCAGGAGCCCAGCAGACUGCCCCUGCCCUACCCUGCCCUCCUGCCGCGAGUGCUGAGAGCUUCUCGGGUCUGAGCCAGCGCUGCCUUGCCUUGUCUCCAGUGCCGUGUGGGUCUGCACUGAGCCCCGGGGCCUGAGAAUUCUUGCGGCCUGAGAAAUCGCCACUUUCUACCUGAAUUUGUUAGCUUGUGUGCUUGUAGUCUGUGAGUGAGGUUUAUUUGAUUGUAGCUGUACGCUGUGGGAGUUGGAACAAUAGCUUUUCUCCAAUUCCUCCCGAUUGCCUUGGCCUCAGAGACCACCAACUGCUUCCCAGGCUUGGGUGAAGGCCAGAACACUGGUUUGCAUCAUUUGCAGUGGCGCCUGCCACACCCGCCCGCAUCUAGCUCUGUUUUCUCAUCAUCCUAAUCCAUGAUAAAGGAUUGGACCUCUCACCAUCGGCGCUGCUUUCAUCUGCUCCGGAAUUACUCCCACCACGACUUCAUGGAAAGGAGGCUCGUACGGGACAAGCAUUUCUUGAGUUCUCUUUCACAAUCUACUGUUUAAGAGUGUACAAGUUACGCUAUUUGUGUUUGAUUUUUCCCCCUGACUUGUAGCCAGCUUGUGUAAGAAUACUUGCAGAACGAGAAAGUUUAAAAAAAAAAAAAAGAAGAAAAAAAGGAAAAAAGAACAAUACUCACACUAUCAAAUCUGUUAUAGAGUGUAUAAUUGUAUUAACACUGAAGCCUGACUGGCUACUUUUUUAACAUAUUGUUAAGUAAUAUUAAAAUCAUGUCUUUCUUUUUGAAAGAUGGAAUACAUUAGUAUGGCAGAAGA
Molecule: messenger RNA, 7049 nt
Organism: Sarcophilus harrisii (Tasmanian devil)
Lineage: Eukaryota; Metazoa; Chordata; Mammalia; Dasyuromorphia; Dasyuridae
Gene: FAM193A
Product: family with sequence similarity 193 member A
Exons: 21
Coding region: 2051-6211 (1386 amino acids)
Source: RefSeq, a predicted model, not a curated record